Rotaria sordida is the source of this 675-nucleotide messenger RNA. The record is from the annotation of a GenBank genome assembly. Lineage: Eukaryota; Metazoa; Rotifera; Eurotatoria; Philodinida; Philodinidae.
AUGUCUCGCAAUGCUCUCGUUACUGGUGCUGCUCAAGGAAUUGGACGUGCCAUUGCUCUCCGUCUUGCUAGAGAUGGUCUCAAUGUUGCUGUCAAUGAUAUCAAAGCAAACUCAUCAGGUCUCAACAAGGUUCAACAAGAAAUCGAAAAAAUGGGUCGAAAAUCCGUUGCUAUCACUGCUGAUGUUUCUAUUGAUAAAGAGGUCGAAACAAUGAUGAAGAACGCUGCAAAACAACUUGGCAGCUUAGAUGUUGCAAUCGCUAAUGCAGGAAUUGUUCAAGUGAAAUCGAUUGUUGAUAUUACUACAGAAGAUUGGGAUAAGAUAUUUGCAACAAACGCGCGGGGUGUGUUUCUUUGCUACAAAGAGGCUGCUAAAGUCAUGAUUGCGCAAGGUACUGGAGGCAAAAUCAUCGGUGCCUGCAGUAUGGCCGGACACACAUCAGCUCCAAUGGCAAGUCAUUAUUGUGCCAGUAAAUGGGCUGUGCGCGGUCUUACGCAAGCUGCUGCCAUGGAAUUGGCUAAACACAAGAUUACAGUUAAUGCUUACUGUCCAGGAAUUGUCGAAACUUCGAUGUACCAUAUCAGUAGUGAAGAAAUGGCAAAAACCGAAGGAAAGCAAAAGGAAGAUAUCAUUAAACAACGUGGAGAUGUGCCUAGUUUAGGUUCUUCAUCAUAA